ACUCGCAUAUAACGAGACAUAAAUCAUCUUCACAGUAUUAUUUAUUCUUAUUUUAGACUGUAAUCUAUGGUGAAUGAUGCUCGAUUACUCGGGUCUGAAUCUGUGAUCAGCUCGUCUGUCCUGUCAGCACGUGUGAUUUCAGAGCAGCAGUGUUUUUUUGGGAUCCGGUGUGUUUUUGAACUAUGGAAAGUGUGGUGCAAUCCCGAAUUCCAUCAGAGCAAAGCGAGAUUUUAGGAGUUGAGUCUCAACAAGGAGCAGCAGCGGAUGCAUUCACUAAAGCAUUCCUAAGGAACUGCCUUCCUCAAAUGAAGGAUGAAGACAUUGAGGAAAGUUUGGUGCACAAGGCAGUGGUACUGGAAUAUAAAAGAUCGAAGAAGAAGAAGGGAAAGACAAGAAAGGCCAAGGGACUGAAUGCCAAAGAAAGAAGACAGCUGAAAAUAUUCCAGCUCAAACCUGAACAUCAAAAAUAUGAACUCUUCUUGCCUCUGCAUGAGCUAUGGAAACAGUACAUUGUGGAUCUGUGUAAUGGAUUGAAACCAGGAAGCAACCCACAGAUGAUCCAGCAGAAGCUCUUGAAAGCUGAUUUCCACGGUGCUGUCUUAACCGUUGUAAGAUCAAAAUGCCCCUCGUAUGUUGGUCUAACUGGCAUCUUGGUACAGGAACUGAAGCACGUCUUCAAAAUCAUUACAAAAGAAGACAAACUAAAAGUUAUCCCGAAGAGGAAUAGUGUGUUCAGUGUGGAGAUUAGCGAUUUCGUAACACACAUCUAUGGCAGCAAGUUUGAACUGCGCUCCAGUGAGCGGUCAGCAAAGAAAUUCAAAGUAAAAGGAACUAUUGACUUGUAAUGGGUUUUAAACAUCAUGUCAACUUUAACUGUGGACUCAUAAUGGAGAAUUGAGACAAGAUAUUUAAUCAUUAGAGACUUUUUAGCCCCCUCCUUUUAUUGUUAUACUUGGAAAAAAAAAAAAAAACUUUUUUUUUGUUUUGUUUUGAAUGCUUUGACCAGGCAUGAAUCUAUGAUGGGCCAUUUAGGAAAAGUAGUUGUUUUAGAAUGUCCACCAGGGGGAGCCUUUUUGGAAGAGAAGGGAGUAAGAAUUUUCUUUUUUUUUUUCCGUACCUGUCAUCGUACCUGUCACUUCAUUUUUAACUACUAUUUAUUUAUGACCUUACUAUAUCGUCAGGGGUAGGCAGCACUGCAAAUUCUACAAAUAAAAGUGCUUCUUCCUUAAAAAUAAUUUCAAAACUCUUCAAAUAUAUGAUGAUAUAUUUCCAAUAAUCUCCUCAGAGUGGGAGGUAUUUAACUGUUAUAUAAUGUUUAUUUUUAUACAACUUAAGUGAAGUACUGUUAGUAGCAGUUUUUUCAGUGUUCUUGAACUAGCACCACUUCAGUUUUCAGUUAAAAACAUUUCAAGUAACAUUUGAACAAGUUAUGUGGUUUUGUUUUACAGAAGCAUAUGUUGUAAUAGUUGCCAGCUUACAAAACUUUUUUUCCCCACAGUGAAACUGGGCCUGAUACUUAGUCAAGGUUUUUUCCUUGUUUGUUGACUCGUAAACGCCUCUUCUAGUAACGGCAGGGAAAUCCCUCCUUCCUGUACAAGACACAGAACAGGUUUUCUAAUUAAAUACGUAAGCAUUUUGUUUAAUGAUUAUAUAUUUAUUGCUUAGUGCUUUUUUUUUUCUUUUUUUUUUUAUGAGAGCGCAUAGUACAGAUUUUGAGUAAAGACAGUGAUGGAGUUAAAGGAGACUAUGGCUGCUUAUGUACUGAAAUAAGACAACUAUGGGUGUCAUCAUUCUUACAAAUUCACAUGAAGUCCAUUCAUCAUUCUGGUGUGCAAUGUCUUUUAUGAGAAAAGGGGUCCUUGCAUUAAAUGUCUCCUCUGAAAUCACUGUGUCAAGUGUGUUGCAUCAUAAGGAUGUGCACUUCCUCUAAAUCACUUUUUUCUUUUUUCUUUUUUUUUUUUAUUUCUACACAAAACAA
Molecule: messenger RNA, 1978 nt
Organism: Onychostoma macrolepis
Lineage: Eukaryota; Metazoa; Chordata; Actinopteri; Cypriniformes; Cyprinidae
Gene: pop4
Product: POP4 homolog, ribonuclease P/MRP subunit
Exons: 7
Coding region: 183-845 (220 amino acids)
Biological process (GO): tRNA 5'-leader removal; rRNA processing
Cellular component (GO): ribonuclease MRP complex; ribonuclease P complex
Molecular function (GO): ribonuclease P RNA binding
Source: RefSeq, a predicted model, not a curated record